AUCUCAAGAACUUAUGCAUUUAUGCAGAGUUUUCUAGUUGAAUGAUUUUGGGCGCUGUUAUGACCCUUGAAUAAAAAAUGUGUUUUGACCUGUUAAUAGUUUUAGCUCGACUAUACGAAGUAUAUGGAGAACUGCCCUACUUGCCCUGUCGUGGCGUCUGCGUCCAGAUUAAAGUUUUUGUGCAGUAAAAUGAUUUUUCAUUAUAACUUUAACAUUUCUUAACCCUUUCCCCCAUGAGCAUAUUGUGAAAAAUGGCCAUUUUCACUGAAAAGCCUCCUCUUACAAGUUCAAACUGCUAUGAAACUAUGAAACAUGCUUCAAUACUAAUCAAACUUGGCACAAAUGUUGACUGGACCAUUGCCUUUGUAACGACAUGCUCAGUCUGAAAUUUCCUGUUACCAUGGCAACGAGGGGACAUUUCAAAAUUGCCAAAAAUCACUAUUUUGCCUCGUUAUUUUUUCCAUCAAAAUUUAUUUCAAAGUGCUGCAACUUCUCAAGGGUUUGAGAUAGAGUCAAAGGCUUUUCAGCGUUGGUCAUUUUAAGCCUCUCACAAGUCCAAAAUUUUCUUGGCGAUGAGGAGGACUCCGCCCCCCUUUCAAACCACCAAACAGAAGGGGGCACACCCCCCUUCUGGUAACCUCCUGAUGUAUCUUUUGGAUGGGGGGCCGCGCCAAAAAAGUGCUCACUAUUUUAGCAACAUUUCUCAAACGAAAACAUGUGUUUGGGGCCCGAAUAGGACAUUUUUUCACUAUUUUAGGCCUAAAAAAGGGAGGGGGGGUCGAAAGUGCGUUGUUUCGCGUAUAUAUGUGGUAAAGGGUUAAGGUAUCAACUUCAAACUUCAAAUAUAUGUUCCUUAUCAUCAACCACAUCUUAUGUGACAAGGUUCAUAACUCUAGCACCAAUAUUUUCAGAUUUAUCUCCCCACUCAGAAUUUUCCUUACAAAAUAGUAUUUUUUACUGUUACUUUAUUUCUUAAGGGAUCAACCUCAUACUUCAAAUAUAUGUACAUUAUCAUCAUCCCCGUCUUAUGUGACAAGGUUCAUAACUCUAGCACCAAUAUAUUUAGAUUUAUCUCCCCUUGAACUUAGAAUUUUCCUUAAACAAUAAUAUUUUUUAUUAUUACCCCUCACUUUUUUCGUAAUGUUAAUUUCCCAUAGGCCUCUGGGAGUUAUUCUUACUGUUAAUGCAAGUGUACCAUGUGACUAAGAAUUUUGUACUGUUACAUAGGUAACAGUAUUUUUUAACAGUAUAAAAUCUGGUCACGUGGUCUAUUUUCUAAAUAUUGAAAUGGCCGCCAUCUUCUUUCCUCGAUUUAAGGUUUUAUUUUUAAAUUUUAAUACGUAGUGCCAUUACAACAGUAAAUCAGGAGGGACCAUGAACCACCGAAAUUAGUUGUUUGUAACCUAAAAUGCUUUUCGUGUCUAAAACCGCUUUGGGUUGAAUGAUAAAAUUGCAAGUCGUGUCUGGUUAGCAGCAGAAAACAAAAUCGCAUGGAUUGCCUGCACAAAAAUGGAACAAGCAAAUAAACAGUUUAAAUCUACAACAAAGAAUAUUUACAAAAAUUAUUAGUUGCAGCUGAUUCAGUGAGCACCAAACGAGUUAUUGAUCGUUCCAAAAAGCUCUUCAAUGAUUUUCUGGUGAGCGCAUCGAUUGAUAUUCCUAUCAAUGAAAGAAUUUCUUAAUGAACAUGUUGAACUUUUCCUUGCUUCCAUUAGAAAAUUAGAUGGAGAUGAUAUGAACAAGAAAUCAUUGGACAGUGUGAAAUAUGGACUUUCAAAGUUUCUGAUGAUUGACUUCAAAAUUGACUUGAGCAGUUCAGAUUUCAGUGGCACAAAAAGAACCUACACAGCAAAAGUAAAACAACUGAAAAUGAUGGUAAAGGAUCUGUACAACAUAAAAGUCUUAUAGAAAUUGCUGACUUAAAGAAGCUGAAUGAUGUUGACUGUGCACAAGAACCGUAACUCUGUCUUGCCUAAUUUUUUAUUUAUCCCCCUGUGGACUUCAGAGCCAUGUCUGGUUCUUUCUUAUGUGGUAUCUAAUCAGAUGUGGCCAAGAAAAUCUACGCUCUAUGACAAAGUCUACAUUCUCUAUUGGUGCCACUGGUUCGGGUCGAAGAUACAUUGAACAAGUUAUUGAUGAGGCUGACAAAAAUCACAGUGGAGAUGUACACCCAGACCAAACAAUUGGUGAAGGGAAAUUGUAUGAUUGGGGUGAAAAUCCAAACUGCCCAGUGAGAAUGUUCGAAAAGUACAUGUCUAAACUAAAUCCAAAGUGUGAAGCACUAAGGCAAGGGCCUCUUGAAUCAUUUAAUGAAAAUGAUAAAGUGUGGUUUUAUAACGCUCCACUGGGGAAAAGUAUACUUGCAAAUUUAAUGCCAAAAAUCUCUACACAGGCAAACUUGUCUCGAAUCUACACUAAUCACUGCCUAAGGGCUACAGCAAUCAAAGCACUUGAUGACGCCGGAGUUGAAGCCCGUCACAUUAUGAGAGUAUCUGGACAUCAGUCAAUGUUGUCCAUAGAUUUGUAUGCAAAACGCCUUUCUGAAUCGAAGAAAGAAGAAAUUAAUGACAUUCUCUCAGCACCGUUUGUUGCAAAGCCAUUAAAAGAACCAGCUUCAUGUACUACUUCUAUACAGAAAACAACUACAAGUUCAACCUCCAAAAGAAAAAGCUUAGUCCCUACAGCAACUGUAAGUUCUGUGCCGCUAGAUGACCUUGAUUCUAUUGACUAUGAAGACUUAUUCAAUAAGGAAAAUGAUUUUUCUGAAAUGAAUCAAAUUCCUAUCUGCACCAGUAUUUCUCAAGUGAAAAACACAGCUUCUAUUCAGUCUGGUGGUGUCUCUGAGAACAAACCUCGGCACCAAUAUUCAAUAUAAGCAAUUGUGUUGUACACUUCAAUUAUGGUAGCAAAUAACUCAGAUAACUUUGUUGUUACAUAUUGACAUACAUUCAGAUUUUUAGUUGUAAAGUUCAUUUGAGAUAUAACAGUUAAAAAAGAAUUUUAACUGUCUUAGGUGAUUAAGUACACAAGUUUCAGGUUGUCAAAUAUGUUUAUGAUUUUGCAGUUAAAUAUUCAUAUUGACAGUUUUCUGAUAAUUCUAUAUAAUGUCUUAAAUGUUAUAUUUGCUGUUAAUUUUCUU
Messenger RNA from Ruditapes philippinarum (Manila clam), 3139 nucleotides. RefSeq lists its product as uncharacterized. The coding region runs from base 2027 to 2875 and encodes 282 amino acids. Gene Ontology annotation, biological process: DNA integration; DNA recombination. Gene Ontology annotation, molecular function: DNA binding. Lineage: Eukaryota; Metazoa; Mollusca; Bivalvia; Venerida; Veneridae. The transcript is spliced from 2 exons. The record is from RefSeq and is a predicted model, not a curated record.